CAAAACCCUAAUCAAAUGUCUUCAUACGGUGGCGAAGGCGGAUACGCAGGCGGAUACGGCAGAGGCGGCGGAGGAGGCGGCGGAGGAUACGGAAGAGGAGGCGGAGGCGGUGGUGGAUACGGUGGAAACUCCAACAGAGGAGGAGGUGGAGGUUACGGCGGUGGUGGAGGUGGAGGAGGUGAUCGCGGCGGCGGUCGAGGCGGCCGUGGAGGCGGCGGCGGCGGCCGAGAUGGAGAUUGGGUCUGCCCUAACUCUAGCUGCGGUAACGUAAAUUUUGCGAGAAGAACAGAGUAUAAAUGCGGAGCCCCGUCUCCUGCCGGUGGAGGUGGCGGGGAGGAUCUAGCAGAGGCGGAGGUGAUUAUACGCAGUGGCAGAUCUGACAUAAUUAUGGCGCUGUGGUGCUGUAGGAAUUAUGAUGGGGGUAGGAGUUAUGAUGUAACCGUGUGGCAGUUCUGGUCGAUGGGGUCUAAGGGUCUGAUGUGUGGUGGUGGGGAUAUGGCGGUGCUCCUAUGCGAGCCCCCAGUGGCGAAAGUUAAGCAAUGCGAUGAGAAUUGUGGUGAUUCUUGUGACAAUGCUAGGAUUUAUAUCUCAAAUUUACCCCCAGAUGUUACUACUGAAGAGUUGCAGGAGCUUUUUGGAGGGAUUGGGCAGGUUGGGAGGAUCAAAAUGAAAAGAGGAUACAAGGACCAAUGGCCAUGGAAUAUAAGGAUAUACACUGACAGCAGUGGAAAUAACAAAGGGGAUGCCUGUCUUGCUUAUGAGGAUCCUUCUGCAGCACAUUCUGCAGGGGGAUUCUACAACAACUAUGACAUGAGGGGUUAUCGCAUCAAUGUUGCCAUGGCAGAGAAAUCUGCACCUAGAGCUCCACCUGCACAAGGUCAUGGGGGCGGUAGAGGUGGUGGGUUACGGGUGGUGGUGGGGUGGUGGUGUGGAUGGAGGAGGGACGCAGGGACAAUUAUCGGGGUGGUGGAGGUUCAGGGCCUGACAGACACGGGCACGGUGGUCAGCGUUCUCGCCCGUAUUGAUCAAAGAUCCAUUUAGCAUGUACUAUUAGAGUCAAUGAUCUCUUGGACUAACUCUUUUUAUUUGGUGACCUGUACUCAAAGUGGAGCCUAAGUGGCUGAUGGAUGUAAUCUCCAACUUGCUGGUAGGUUUUGAGUUUUUUUCAGGGAUGCAUGGUUGUGUGGAGGCCAAGCCUGUCUAAAAUGUGUUUUAACUUCUCACAUUGGUUGCCUACGUGACUUGAUUUCUUUAAUAAAUACUGAUAAAAGCGAUUAAUUAAAGAAGGGUUUGGUAGAGCCUUCUUAGAUCUGUA
Asparagus officinalis (garden asparagus) is the source of this 1315-nucleotide messenger RNA. Its product is annotated as transcription initiation factor TFIID subunit 15b. NCBI's taxonomy places the organism in Eukaryota, Viridiplantae, Streptophyta, Magnoliopsida, Asparagales, Asparagaceae. Gene Ontology annotation, molecular function: RNA binding. The record is from RefSeq and is a predicted model, not a curated record.